This is a messenger RNA of Styela clava, 900 nucleotides long. RefSeq lists its product as uncharacterized. Lineage: Eukaryota; Metazoa; Chordata; Ascidiacea; Stolidobranchia; Styelidae. The record is from RefSeq and is a predicted model, not a curated record.
UCGAUUUAUUAUGAUUGUUUCGCAGAAUAUACCUGAAGAUAUGAAAUUGAAUUUAUUAAUAUCCUGUAUAGUUGUUGUGUGCGGAGUCGCACAUUCCUGGUAUCAACAGGAUGACGAACUGGUUGACCUGAUAUCAAGACGAGUGGUUGACAUAAUGGAAGAAGAAAUGAAAAUUCCGUUAGUUUACCUGCACACUUUGAAAAUAGAAAAAGAGGCAAAACUCGGGGAUGGUUCCCGAUUCUUUCUCACAUUUGAAGUGGCAUCUCCAAUAGACGGAAAUAAGAUAUGCGAUGCCGUGUAUGUGGAAGACACCAAAUCAGUACCUUAUUACGAGUGUUAUGAACCAGAAGAGAUUGACGAGCCUGAGGAGGGAAUCGACGAUUCAGAUCCUUUCGUGUACGAAAGGGAUGACAUUCCUCUUGAUGACGGGGAGGCUGACGACGAUGAUGAUUCACAAUAUGAUGAUUGCUCGAGUGAAGACAGAGAGAGCUUGCUCAGGGAAAUCGUGCACGACUUAAAUAAACAAGUUGACGAAACAAACGAUGAAUUUGAUAUGCCGGAUCCACUUGGAAUGGAUAUGGGCGAUUUCAAACAAGGUCAUUUCGAAGGAGCAUCGAUAUCAUCAUGCAAAAAGAUGGAAGUACAAGACGGAAUGAAAUACAAAGUAGAGAUGAAGGCAAAACAAGACCACGUGAAGGAGACAUGUCAAAUCAUUCUGGUAGGAAAAAUCAAUGCACUCAAGAUCACCAAAAACCAGUGCCAAGGCCAGAACUGAGAACAUGAAGAUGGCGAAGAUUUAUUUUGUAGUGGAUUUUGAUCAGUGUUCUGAAACCAUUUUUUUAAUUAUGACUAUUAAUCAUUAGCACUAACAUGACAAAAUACAUAAUAAUUCAAGAUGCU